UAACCGUGGAGUGGAUCUUCACUGGACUAUAUAACACACUAGAUCACCAGGUAUAUGUCAGUCGUGAAGUGGACGUUGAGGGGAGGUGUUGGUGUCGUCUCUCUCUCCCUCUAACAGUCUUCUUUACCAAGUGUUCAGCAAGUUCACACUCAGGAGAAUGAUGGAGCGCAGUGGAGUAUUGUUGUUGUUGGUGAUGAUGUGUGGCGUGACCCUGGCCAACCACUGUACCAGCAGCGCCUCCUGCGGCCCCUCCGCCUGCUGCCGCGUUGGUCAGAUGAGGUACAGCAUCCCUUCCUGUACCCCGCUGGGGGACCUCGGACACCACUGCUACUACCCUGGUGGCUCACAGGACAUGACACUCCAUUACCCCAACGGCCUCCAGAUCAAGGUUGAGGACGCGUACCUGGGCAUGUGCCCGUGCCGUGCAGGGCUGGAGUGCUCCAGGACCUCCAGGACCUGCCAGCCGCCCACACGUCUCGCACCAGAGGACAACACUCUGGGCAUCAGGCACUAACAUCUACGCCCGUGCCCAGAAAAUACCCGGCGACUUUGGGGGAAACAAACAAGCAGUUCACCCAAACUUUCUUCAUUGCCACUUAUUGAACAAUGUGCCUUGUUUCAUAGUUUAUAUAUAAGAUUUUAUAGGCCUAGGUAGUUGCCUAGUUUACCUAUCAGCGACAAAAGUAUGGUUCCCGGAGCCCCUGAAUCAUCACAAUGCUUCAGCGUAUACUCGUACCUGUCACAGUAACAAUUAAGAUUAAAAACAAAUCAUAUCUGGGAUUCUGAAGCUUAAGUCGCUGUAACAUGUGAUGUGCUUAAGACACCAGUGGCCGUAAGACUCUUAACCAGUGAUGAACGGGCUUGUGUGAGACAGGGAGUCUUAGUACUACACAGGAAGACACUGAUGUGUAGUACACCCACACCACUGUACUGUCAUUAAGCAAUACAGUACCAUGUGUAUUUAAGGUCAUAUGGGCUUCUUAAGCUUUAUUACAUCUUUCCCAGUGUAUUUUUCUCUUCAUGUUUUGCAAGAAACUAAAUCUCUUGAGACUUUAGGCCUAUGAGGCUGACUUUGUACCAAAGACUCCCUAUCUGGGAAUUAUAUUUUAUAUUGAUGUGCUAUAAUAUAUGAUUUGUAUUAUGUAGUAAACACUCGUGUUGCUUCUUGUGUAUAUAACACCAUGUUCAACAGCUGUUCGUGCAUCAUGAGUGAACACAUUAUGUCCCUACCAUGUGGAACCUGUGUGUGUAAGUCCAUGUACUUACCUGCAUGAAAAUAAAUAUAUGAAUCUGCA
Messenger RNA from Procambarus clarkii (red swamp crayfish), 1295 nucleotides. RefSeq names its product astakine. NCBI's taxonomy places the organism in Eukaryota, Metazoa, Arthropoda, Malacostraca, Decapoda, Cambaridae. The record is from RefSeq and is a predicted model, not a curated record.